This is a messenger RNA of Microsporum canis CBS 113480, 1131 nucleotides long. RefSeq names its product sterol 24-C-methyltransferase. Gene Ontology annotation, cellular component: endoplasmic reticulum. Gene Ontology annotation, biological process: ergosterol biosynthetic process. The transcript is spliced from 3 exons. The coding region runs from base 1 to 1131 and encodes 376 amino acids. Gene Ontology annotation, molecular function: sterol 24-C-methyltransferase activity. NCBI's taxonomy places the organism in Eukaryota, Fungi, Ascomycota, Eurotiomycetes, Onygenales, Arthrodermataceae. The record is from RefSeq and is a predicted model, not a curated record.
AUGGCCGUUCUCCUCAAAGACGAUGCUGACCUUGCUUGGACAAAAGCGAUGCACGGAAAAUCUGUAGACCAGAAGAACGCCUUCUUUGCUAUGCUGAAUAAGGAUAAUGUUGCUCAUCGCGAAACCACGAACGAAUAUGUGCAGCGCUGGAAAGCCGCGGAUGGCACGGACGCCACCACCGACGAAGCGCGAGAAGAGCGGAGGUCGGAGUAUAUGGGCGUGGUGAACAACUACUAUGACCUUGCCACGGACUUUUAUGAAGAAGCCUGGGCACAGUCGUUCCACUUCUGCCGCUUCACCAUCGGUGAGCCCUUUCUUCAGGCAAUCACACGCCAUGAGCAUUAUCUAGCCUAUAAGUUGGGUAUCGAAGAGGGUAUGGAGGUGCUAGAUGUUGGCUGUGGCGUUGGGGGACCGGCAAGAGAGAUGGCCCGGUUCACUGGCUGCCAUGUCGUGGGUGUCAACAACAAUGGCUACCAAAUUUCCCGUGCAGCAAAACACUCACAAAGAGCUGGGUUGGAUAAGCAGGUCUCCUUCUUUAAGGGUGACUUUAUGCAUCUGAAUUUCCCCAAGAAUACAUUCGAUGCGGUCUAUGUCAUCGAAGCGACCGUCCAUGCCCCCAACCUCCAGGACGUUUAUAAACAAAUAUUCAACGUCCUCAAACCGGGCAGUCGCUUCGGUGUGUAUGAAUGGGUCAUGACCGACCGAUUCGAUGCCUCCAACCCAGAGCACCGCGCUAUCCGUCUCGGCAUCGAACGCGGCAACGGAAUCGUCAAUAUGCCUACUCGAUCUGACGCAGUUGCGGCUAUCCAGGCCGCCGGCUUCGUGCUCGAGUAUGAGGACGACCUUGCCGAGCGGCCCGACCCGGUUCCAUGGUACUACCCGAUUGCGGGUGAAUGGAAUCAUGCCAGGUCUCUAUGGGACAUGUUCACGAUGUUGCGUAUGACCAGGCUCGGCAGAGGAGCCAUGGGGAAUCUGUUGUGGUCAUUGGAAAAACUACGGCUUGCGCCACAGGGGACGGCAGAGGUAGCCAGUGAACUUGCGGCGGGGGCAGAUAAUCUAGUCAAGGGGGGAAAGCUGGGCCUGUUCACUCCGAUGUAUUUAAUGGUUGGGAAAAAGCCGGGGUCAGAGUAG